AUGCCGCGUAACCUCGCGAGGCUGCGCUUCAGGGCACCGAAGCAGCUGCGGCCGCUCAACAUUGCCCGCAUACACCCCGAAGACCAUGGCACCCUCCACCGCAGACUCCGUGGUCAUGCCCUCGAACUUUCCAAGCCGCAGACGCCCCUGAGCCUGCAAAUCGUCGUCAAUCCGAAAUGGAAACAGCAGCCUGGCAAGAAGCCGUUCCGAAUGUCCUACAAGCCGCACACAUUGAGGGACCUGGUCGAUCCUGAGGACGCGGCGACGCAUGGCCAGAUCAUCUACGUCUUCGCCAAUGUCAAGACAGGUCAGGUCAUUUACUCGCUCAACGAGUUGCUUGAUCAAUACCACCUAGAGCAGCUUCCCUUCCUCGGCAAGCACUCCAAACCGCCCACCAUCCGACCCGACGAGUGGACCCCUCACUGCGCUAUCACCUUUCCUUUCGCCGAGCAAGGUCUGCAGGCCUUCCGCAAGCUUCGCGAGUUCCGCCACCUACACGAGACAUCUUGGGACAAGACAAACCCAGAGUGGAUCAGGUUAACGGCCCACGCAAGAAUGAGAAAGAUCAUGGACCAGGUCGCAAACACCAGUGCAGACAUAGCGGAAGUAUUGAACGUUCAGCAGCACCAGUCAGUGGAGAUGCGGAAAAAGGCUAUAGAGCAGGAAAAGAAGUCACUCCGCCUGAUGAAAACAAUGUGGGAUGAGGCUGAGGCUUUGAUCAAGGAUGACAGAGACGCCAGCAAUCCGAAGUGGUUGGAGCAGCAGAUCAAAAACCUUGAAUGGCAGCUUGGGACUAAGCGCAACCGCGACGAGGCAGACACAAAGCGGCUCAAUGAUGCGAAGAAGGGCCACGAGGUCCGCUUACGACGGGUUUUACGGGCACGGAAGAACAUUGAGGGAUUCAACCAAAUCCGGGUCGACCCAGAUUUCAUAAAGAUGCAGGAGGAACACGUGGCCCAAGCUGCACCAGCCAGGGGGACCGAUGUCGAGGCGAGGAUAGAUGAGUUAAAAAAAGAGAUUGCGCUAGAAAGAGAUCUUACUAAGGUUCUGGAUCGGUCAAUCGAGGACAUUGAGCAAACGUUGGGCGAGAAGCAAGCCGAGCUCACGGAGCUGGAAGAUGCUUUCAUCGCCAGCUUACGAGCUGACGCCCUAGACCACCCCGUAACCCGCUCUAUCCUGCCCCCCGAACAUCGGAAACAACUUCCGCGGCCCUUCACCAUGGACGUGGAGAUUAAGUGGGCAGACCUUCGCAACGCCGAGUACGCCGCAGGAAACUGGCCUGAGGCUAUUGUCCACGAUACGCUCGAUUUGCGGAAUUCAAGGCAGGAUGUGCAGUUCCUGAAUGCGGAGCAGUACCAUGGAUCCGUUUCGGACGAUGUUCAAGGCAUGCUCAAGAGUCUGGAGAGGCGGGCUUUGGAGGCACAAGGGUUGGUUGAGGAGGCGCCUGCACCAGAAUCGGAAAAGACCGGAGUAUUCAAAUACCUUCCAGAGGUGAAGAACCCGUUCAAGCGGGCGGAUGCAUAG
Molecule: messenger RNA, 1524 nt
Organism: Didymosphaeria variabile
Lineage: Eukaryota; Fungi; Ascomycota; Dothideomycetes; Pleosporales; Didymosphaeriaceae
Exons: 2
Coding region: 1-1524 (507 amino acids)
Biological process (GO): DNA recombination; positive regulation of mitochondrial DNA replication
Cellular component (GO): mitochondrial large ribosomal subunit; nucleus
Molecular function (GO): DNA strand exchange activity; structural constituent of ribosome; single-stranded DNA binding
Source: RefSeq, a predicted model, not a curated record